Molecule: messenger RNA, 603 nt
Organism: Zasmidium cellare ATCC 36951
Lineage: Eukaryota; Fungi; Ascomycota; Dothideomycetes; Mycosphaerellales; Mycosphaerellaceae
Exons: 5
Coding region: 1-603 (200 amino acids)
Biological process (GO): small GTPase-mediated signal transduction
Molecular function (GO): GTPase activity; GTP binding
Source: RefSeq, a predicted model, not a curated record
AUGACCACUUCGAGCCCCAACAAGACUUGCGUCUUUAUUGGCAAUGGAGCAAUAGGAAAGACAUGUCUCAUCAAAGCCAUUUGCGGCGAGGACCUCAAGCGAGCCAUGGAGGACUACAAUCCAACGGGACGGAGUAAAACGCACCCGACCACCAGCGUCAAAACCAGGGACGGGUCCACUGUGACCCUUGAACUGCGGGAUACACCCGGCCAGGAUUUCGACCAUUUCGAAAAGAACUCCCCAUCUUACGUCGACGUGGAAGAGGAGAUCUCGCGAGCUUGCGCUGCUGCGGAUCUCGCGCUCGUUUGCUUUUCCAUCACGGAUCCUGUGUCCUUCGGCCACGUCAGAACGAAGUGGCACCCAAGGGUUCGGCAUGAUGCAGCUCAAGAUGUGCCCAUUAUUCUGGUUGGACUCAGAUCGAAUUGGCGAAAUGAUGCAGGGAUCCUGGAGAUGUUAGCCAAGAACAACAAAGUGACGACUCUUUAUGACGAGGGGAGGCAAAUGUUCGAAGAGAUAGGUGCAGUGGAAUAUGUUGAGUUCGCGGCAACAGUUCCAGGGGACGCUGAUAAAGUCGUUGACGCUGUAGUUGCAGCUUUAAGAUGA